This is a messenger RNA of Mizuhopecten yessoensis (Yesso scallop), 1407 nucleotides long. RefSeq names its product thyrotroph embryonic factor-like. Gene Ontology annotation, biological process: regulation of transcription by RNA polymerase II. The transcript has 5 exons. Gene Ontology annotation, molecular function: DNA-binding transcription factor activity, RNA polymerase II-specific; RNA polymerase II cis-regulatory region sequence-specific DNA binding. Bases 52 to 975 code for a protein of 307 amino acids. NCBI's taxonomy places the organism in Eukaryota, Metazoa, Mollusca, Bivalvia, Pectinida, Pectinidae. The record is from RefSeq and is a predicted model, not a curated record. Gene Ontology annotation, cellular component: nucleus.
UCACUCGCAUUUUAUACUGACAGUGUUGGUUGUUUAUUUUCAGCGAGCAAGAUGUCGUUCUUUGGAAUUGGUCAGCAGGGGAUUACAUUGAAGGAGUUAUUGGAGAAUCCUAAACUACAAACAGCACCGAACCUGAAAGAUCAGAGUCACAAGAAUGAUAAAAGCGGCAAUGGCUCAUUCGACCCAACCUCAGCAUUUCUUGGCCCUAACUUAUGGAGCAGCAGCAGCUUGCAGGACGAGAAUUUCCAGUUGGAAUACAUGGACUUGGAUGAAUUUUUAUCAGAAAACGGCAUUCCAUCGGACCUGAAUGAUAACUCAAUUGGUGGAGAAUCUGACCAGUCCCAGAAAUCCCCUGCAGCCCUGAUAAACAGUCCGCCGUCCUCCCCUAUAGCCAGGACUAACCCCAUGAUUAGUGGUCCCCAGUCACCUCCGGGCGAUGCCAUCAAGGAGUUAUUCAAUAAAGAACCUGAAUCGCCCGAAGAAGUGCCCAAUCCAACUGUGCGGUCCCUGCUUACCAUUGAUCAUGUUACACCUACAGAUGAUGUGAUGAGUUCCCCGGUACUCUCUCCCAGUAGCAGUACCGGGUCAUUAAGUCCAGGCCAUGUUCCUGUGGCCUUCGAGGUGGAUGAUCAAGACCUAGCUCUAGCGACCAUACCAGGACAUAAUUUCGACCCAAAGAGACGGAGGUUCACUGUGGAAGAGUUGAAACCACAGCCAAUAAUUAAAAAGUCUCGCAAGAUUUUUGUUCCUGAAGAUAGCAAAGAUGACAAAUACUGGAAUCGCCGUAAGAAGAACAAUGUUGCUGCUAAGCGCUCCAGAGAUGCCCGGCGCAUCAAAGAAAACCAGAUCGCAAUGAGGGCAUCCUUUUUGGAAUCAGAAAAUGAGACAAUGAAAAAACAACUUGAGAAAAUAAAGAAAGAAAACGUAAAUCUGAAGAGGAGUCUUUCCAAAUAUGAGAGUAUAGACCUGGAAUAAGUUGUUUGUAAAGAGGGUUCGGGUGUGAAAUCACUGACCUUGAGGGGUUGAGUAUAGGAUUGGAAAACAGCAGGGCUAUAAAUAAGUUAAAAACAGGGAAGGUUUUGAAAAUAGUUUCUGCUUUUAAAAGCCACUAUUUACAAAUUGUUGUAUUAUUUACCUUGGUACGAGAGUCCGAAGUUGUGGGUAUUGCAACAUGAAAGUCACUGUUCAGUAGUCCACAGCGAUAUAAAAGUAACUGUUCAUGAGUCUUGGUUACUGUGACAUGAAAGUCAACAUUCAGAAGAUAUUCAGCACAAUAUUAAGGUCUCCAUUCAGGAGUCCUAGCUACCAUGACACAAAAGUUAAUAUAAGGAGUUGAAAUAUGGCAGCAUUAUUGUCACCACUCAGUGGUGGGAGAAUUAAAUAUAGAAGUUAGGAGAGACUUGUGAU